Molecule: messenger RNA, 944 nt
Organism: Spathaspora passalidarum NRRL Y-27907
Lineage: Eukaryota; Fungi; Ascomycota; Pichiomycetes; Serinales; Debaryomycetaceae
Product: CIP1 protein
Exons: 1
Coding region: 22-900 (292 amino acids)
Source: RefSeq, a predicted model, not a curated record
ACUCCACCACACACACAAAACAUGUCUCCAGUUUCAAUUGCAAUUAUUGGUCUUAAUGGUUCCUUAGGUAAACCAACCCUUGAAGCUAUCAAUUCCGGUAAAUUCGACAGUAAGAUCAAAUUUCCAAUUAAGGCAUUAACCAGAAAGGCCCAAACUUCCACAGACAAGAUUCAGUAUAUUCAAACUGAAAUCACACCAGACACGAUUGAUUCAAUUGUCGAGAAAUUGAGGGGCACUGAUGUUAUUAUUGAGUUGGUUUCUCAUAACCCUGAUUUGCUCAAUACUAUUGAACCAAUAAUUGUAAAAUCUCAACCAAAGUUAUUCAUUCCAUCCCAAUUUGGUUCUGAUCUUGCAACGAUGAACAAGUACAUCCCAGGUUUCCUUGGUUUUAAGAAUGCUCAUUCCGAAAAUGUUAGAAAGGCUGGUAUUAAAUCUGUCGAUAUCGUGACUAACUUCUUUGCUGAACCUAGCAAGUUCUUGUAUGAAGUUGUUGGCCAUGUUGGUAUUGAUCCAGCUAACAAGUCUAUUCUUCAGCUCGGUGAUUUAAAUACUAGAGUUGCAUUUACUAGAGUUGAGGAUAUUGGAAAUGUUAUAGUGGCUGUUGCCACCACUGCUCCUGAAUCACUUCCAGACAAAAUCAGAGUUAAAUCUGGUUCUAUUUCCUAUCAAGAUGCAAUUGACAGAUAUGAACAAACACAUAAUGUUAAAUUGGAAGUUAAGGAAAAGUAUACUGUUGAAGAAGCCAAGCAGCAAUUGUCAGAAAAGUUAGCUAAAGGUUUCAAUCCUGCUGAUUUCCUUUGGUAUUUACAUGUUGGUGGUGCUACUGGUGAUCUUAAUUAUGAUGAUGAUAAUGAGUUAAUUAAUCCAAAUCAAUUCUUAUGGAAAUGGACUGAAUAUUAGUAUAACAUUUAGGUUUAUAUAUUUUGAUAUAUAUGUAUAACCAC